Messenger RNA from Macaca mulatta (Rhesus monkey), 5707 nucleotides. It is a transcript of the gene ARPIN, whose product is annotated as actin related protein 2/3 complex inhibitor. The record is from RefSeq and is a predicted model, not a curated record. Gene Ontology annotation, biological process: negative regulation of actin nucleation. NCBI's taxonomy places the organism in Eukaryota, Metazoa, Chordata, Mammalia, Primates, Cercopithecidae.
CCGCCGAGGAACGCCGGAGGGCCGGGCCGCGCCAUUCCCGGAUCCGCCGGCUGGGAAUCGCUGGUCCCCAGCGCGUCCUGCAGCGCUUCCCGCGCCGCGCCCCCAGCCCGGUGCGCCGGCUCUGUGCGCGGGUGCCUGGGCGGUCGGGAGAAUGAGCCGCAUCUACCACGACGGCGCGCUUCGGAACAAGGCGGUGCAGAGCGUCCGGCUACCAGGGGCCUGGGACCCCUCCGCCCACCAGGGGGGAGAUGGUGUCCUGCUGGAGGGAGAACUGAUCGAUGUAUCUCGGCACAGCAUCUUGGACGCUCAUGGCAGGAAGGAGCGCUACUAUGUGCUGUAUAUCCGGCCCGGUCACAUCCAUCGCCGUAAAUUCGACGCCAAGGGAAAUGAAAUCGAGCCCAACUUCAGCGCCACCAGGAAGGUGAACACGGGCUUCCUCAUGUCAUCCUACAAGGUGGAAGCCAAGGGGGACACUGACAGGCUCACGCCUGAGGCGCUGAAGGGGCUGGUCAACAAGCCAGAGCUGCUGGCACUGACAGAGAGCCUCACCCCCAACCACACAGUGGCGUUCUGGAUGCCCGAGUCGGAGAUGGAGGCAAUGGAGCUCGAGCUGGGGGCCGGGGUACGGCUGAAGACUCGGGGCGAUGGUCCCUUCCUGGAUUCACUGGCCAAACUUGAGGCUGGAACAGUGACAAAGUGUAAUUUCGCUGGUGAUGGAAAGACAGGGGCAUCCUGGACAGACAACAUCAUGGCCCAAAAGUGUUCGGAGCGGGCUGCAGCGGAGAUCCGAGAGCAGGGGGACGGGGCAGAGGACGAGGAGUGGGAUGACUGAGGGAUGUGGCUGCCUCCGGGGGCACCAGCACCUUCUGUAGCAUUGUUGAGAAUUUCUUCCAUGAACUUCUACUCUGGAGCUGGAGAGAACAGUCAGCCAAGUCUUACCUGGUUCUUCCCCACAGCCACCUUGGAAUACUCUUUGAACAAGCUCUGCUAAAACCAAACCCAUGACCACUGUGUUGGUGGUGGGGCCCCAUGCUGUGGCUCACGGAGGGCCCCUCCCUGCAUGUGAGUCUAGCCUUCCUAGACAUUACAUGAUGACCCUUUAAAAAAAAAUUAGAGGCCGGGUGUGGUGGCUCAAGCCUGUAAUCCCAGCACUUUGGGAGGCUGAGGCGGGUGGAUCAUGAGGUCAGGAGAUCGAGACCAUCCUGACUAACAUGGUGAAACCCCGUCUCUACUAAAAAUACAAAAAACGGCCGGGCGCGGUGGCUCAAGCCUGUAAUCCCAGCACUUUGGGAGGCCGAGACGGGCGGAUCACGAGGUCAGGAGAUCGACACCAUCCUGGCUAACACGGUGAAACCCCGCCUCUACUAAAAAAUACAAAAAACUAGCCGGGCAAGGUGGCGGGCGCCUGUAGUCCCAGCUACUCGGGAGGCUGAGGCAGGAGAAUGGCGUAAACCCGGGGGGCGGAGCUUGCAGUGAGCUGAGAUCCGGCCACUGCACUCCAGCCUGGGCGACAGAGCGAGACUCCGUCUCAAAAAAAAAAAAAAAAAAAAAAAUACAAAAAACUAGCCUGGUGUGGUGGCGGGCGCCUGUAGUCCCAGCUACUCGAAGGCUGAGGCGGGAGAAUGGCGUGAACCUGGGAGGCGGAGCUUGCAGUGAGCCGAGAUCGCGCCACUGCACUCCAGCCUGGGCGACACAGCGAGACUCCGUCUCAAAAAAAAAAAAAAAAAAAUUAGAGAUGGAGGUCUCACUGUGCUGCCCAGGCUGGUCUCAAGUUCCUGGACUCAAGCGAUCCACCCACCUCCACCUCCCAAGGUGGUGGGAUUACAGGUGUGAGCCACCGCACCCGGCCUCAUGUUGACCCUUGCCCUGGAUAGCAGCCUGGUUUUUGGAGGCAGGUGGUGGGAGAGACCCUAGGGCAGCCGGAGAGUAACUGGACCUGGUAUUGGUGCAGAAUGGGGAAUAUCCCUUGUCUAAAUGCAGAGCAGCUGAGAGAAGUUAGCGGGGCUCUUCCUCUGUUCUCAUUGUUUCCUGCUUUCCUUCCCCACCGGCCCCCUCCUUAGCACUCCAUAUUGUAGCCUCUACUAUCCAGCUUCAAGCCUCUGUGUCCCCUGUACCUUCCCCCCGCCUCCCAAGUUGCCAGGUCUUUAUUCCCCCAUUGAUCCCAUGCCACCUCGGGGGUUCCUGUCGUGUGACAUCCCUGGCUGCUUUCCUGGUAGAUGGCAUUCCCAGAGAGGCCAACAGCGUUCCCAGAGAGGCCAACAGUGUUCCUAGGUGUGGCUGGCUGGUCUGCAUCUCUCAGACUCACUCUGCCAGGCUACAGUUUUGAGAAUACCUUUUUUGUUGUUGUUUUAUACCUGGAGGACUUUUUAUGAAUGAGCAAAUCUUCAGAAAGGAAUUCCUCCACCCUUACUGGGUUAUUGUCAGGUGUAAACAGCCUUUCAGCUGAGCAAUGUUCCUAGGAGAAGGAAGCCAUUUAUCUUGGGUCGUGAACAUUGCCUUUUUGGGUGGUAUACCCACACCCAGAUCUGUGAAGAGACCUGGAGUUGAAGUCUCCAUGUCAUCAGGACUUUGGCAUGUGGAUCUUGCUUGACUUGGGAAAAGAGAGGGUGGUGGUGAACUAAUAAUUAUGGAGUGCCCCUAAUGUGUCAAACACAAUGCUGGAUGAUUUCCAUGAUAAUAAUGACUCAUACUUGUGCUAAGCACUUGCGAUAUCUUACUUGUCACAACAGUCCGUGAGGUACUGAUUAUCCCCAUUUUUUCAUGAGACUAAAGCUCAGAGCUCUAGGAUAGUAUACAGUGGCAAGAGGAAUUUACACCCAAGCACCCAGAUUUCAAAGCCCACAUUCUUAACUACUGGACUAUUCAUAUUACAGAGCAGGAAAAGGGUCUCAGAGAGGUUAAGCAACCUGCCCAGAGUCACACAGCUAAUGAGUAGCAGAAUCAGGAUUCAAACCAGAGCUGUCAAAAGCAAAUCUUAUGUUCCUUCCACUGUCCCCUGCUUCCUUACUUUUAAGAAAGGUCUUGGAAACGGGGCCAGAAGAUGUGGUAGCCACUUCACUGGUGUUCUGUGUCUGAAUGGGACUUUCUCACAGGCAGGCCAUGCUGGGACCUCAACCAUGGGGGUGGCCAGGGAGGUGGUUGAGCAGAAGGAUAGCUCGGGACACUGACUGGGGGUAGAGUCACCCAGUGUCUUUAGACAUCCUGCUGUCUAAAGCACUGUGCCCAAAUGGUAUGGCAAACUUAUAUGGACAGGUCACCAUUCCAAACAAGGAGGCCCAGUGUGUCAAUAGGAGAGGUCCUAAAGCAACAAAAAAGGCGGGGUGUCUUGGAGGGGCUUCAGAAAGGGAAAGGCCAUUGUGUCUGGAGCUCAGAGAAUGGGGGCUGGUGUUUGAAAUGAAGCUGGAGAUUGGGCAUGGCAUCCUCACGCAUUUGGGGACUUUACCCUUAACAUCCUGGAAGCCAGUGAUACCAUGAAGAGUGAGAUCUGAUCUAUGUUUCAAAGGUCACUUGACUACAGAGCAACUGGAGGUGAGGAGCUCCUUUAGGAGACUGCUGCAGUUGCCUGGGUGAGAGGCUAGAGGGUUUGGGCUAUAGCAGUGGCAGGGGAGAUGACAAGAAGAGAAUGGUUUCAGGGGCAUUCAGGGGGCAAAAUCAACAGGACCUGGGGGGAGACGAAGGGGUCAAGAAUGAUGCCCAGAUUCUGGGUGAGUGGCAGUGCUGUGGUGCACAAGUAGUGAUGUUAUGGUUCUGGGUGACCUGCUGUUUAGGAGGAGCCCAGCCUGUGGCUAAGAAGUAUAGAGAACUGAAACCAGCUCCCUAGGGAUGGGAAAACCAAGUGGGCUGAUGGUAAGAACAGGGCCCCAGGGCCGGGUGCAGUAGCUCACGCCUGUAAUCUCAGCACUUUGGAAGGCUGAGGUGAGCAGAUCACUUGAGGUCAGGAGUUCGAACGCAGCCUGACCAACACAGCGAAACCCCAUCUCUACCAAAAAAUACAAAAAGUAGCCGGGCAUGGUGGCACGUGCCUGUAGUUCCAAUGCCUUGGGAGGUUGAGGCAUGAGAAUUUCUUGAACCCAGCAGGUAGAGGUUGCAGUGAGCUGGGCGACAGAGUGAGACUCUGCCUCAAAAAAGGAAAAAAAAGAAAGAAAGAAUAGGGUCCCAGGCUCAGCAGGUAGGGAAACUGAUGCAAAAUCCUAUUCCCUAGGGCUAGGGACUAUGAAGGGAGAAGAUGGGAAGCUGCUGUGGCUCAGAGGCUGCAUGGGCAUCUACAUGGGCAGAUGGUGAGGCCAAAGCCCCUGAUUUUGCUGCACCUCCUGCCCUGGUCAGGACUGGCUCAGGCAUUAGGGCAGGCCCAGCCAGGGCAGGAGCCUUCCUAGAUACACUUGUGGGGAGCUGAGCAAAUAUGGCAGGGCUGAAACCUUGCUUUCAGGGGCCCCCAUGUGGCUGGCAGGGGCAGCUUUCAGAAGCUAGACUGGAGCCUAUUACUCCCCAUAUGGAAAGUUCAAAUUCCUUAAUACAACUCAGAGCUCAUCACAACGUCACAACCCUCCUCUCUUGGCUCGCUUCCUCCUUAAGAACUCUGCGGCGAUCCCUUCAGACCAGCUCGAGGGAUAUUCCACAGGUUGUUAAUAGGGCUAGAAACAAAAAGCGGUGGUGUUUCUAUGAUCUAAUUUGUUGGGACAAACGUAAUGUUAAACUCAAACAUUUCUGUAGGAUUUCCCAGAGCUUUUACUAUACUAACAUUUACUGUAACUCUUCAGGACAGGGUAUGAUUAAGUAUUUCCCACAUUUCUUUGGUCAUAGAACCCGUUUUUGUGAGGAGCAUUUCAUGGGACAGCUGCUCUGAGAAACAGUUUGGGAAGGGCUGUGUUGGUCCCAUGGAGGGGCUGGCUGUUUCCGAAGCAGGCCACUCUCCCACUUCCAUCGCCUUGCCUGGACUCUUUUCUUAUUGGGAGGUGCCUUUCCUCUAUCCAUCUGAAUUUCUUUUCUUCCACCAGUGUCCAGCUUGCCUUUCACCAUGGGCCUAAUGAUGGAAAUUGACAGUUAUUUUGUAUCUUCAAACAGAACCAAGAAAAUCCUCUGAGCUUCAUUCAUAUGGGAAUUUUUUUUUUUUUUUUUUUUUUGAGAUGGAAUUUCACUCUUAUUGCCCAGGCUGGAGUGCAAUGACUCAAUCUCGGCUCACUGCAACCUCUACCUCCCGGGUUCAAGAGAUUCUCUUGCCUCAGCAGGAGUAUUACCAUAAUCCCAAGUAGCUGGGAUUAUAGGCAUGUGCCACCACACCCAGCUAAUUUUGUAUUUUUAGUGGAGAUGGGAUUUUAUCAUGUUGGGUAGGCUGGUCUUGAACUCCUGACCUCAGGUGAUCCAUGCUCCUCGGCCUCCCAAAGUGCUGGGAUUACAGGCAUGAGCCACUGUGCCCGAACGAUAUAGGAAGAAUUUUUGAGGGACUAAACUAAUCUCCAUAAAUAGCAAUGCACUUAGGAAAUAUAUUUAAAGGGGAAAAAAACUCAUAGUUUCACUCAGUCAUGUUCAUAAUUUUUAGUGUUUGGGUUUUUUAGCAUGUAAUUUGUGUACAUGGUUUUGGUUUCUGUAAACUUGCAUAGGGGUUUUCUGGUACAAACUGGAAAACCUGCUAGACAAAUUCUAAAACAUCUGUAAUACUUGUACAUAGUUGUUGUAACACUAUGCCCACACAUAAAAUUUGAUACUACUU